Molecule: messenger RNA, 1227 nt
Organism: Phytophthora megakarya
Lineage: Eukaryota; Oomycota; Peronosporomycetes; Peronosporales; Peronosporaceae
Source: the annotation of a GenBank genome assembly
AUGCCGGACCAGGCCACCGAUCGGACUGGCACCAAGGAUAUCGAGCCGAAAACGGAAAAUCAAACCCAGAUCCAACUCGAUCAAGCCCAGAUCAAACUCGAUCCCGGCGAAGAACCCGACGCAAAACUCCCGAUCUGCCGGACUGAGGGCAUCGGACAACGAGAUCCGCCGGCAGAAGGAUCUACAGCGACCACUCCACAGGAUGCCGAGGACGAUGAGGAGAUAUAUUACCAUGACAGUGGCGAUCUCUCAGCGAAAGAUCUGGAAGGAAACCUGGCUGUCCUCCCCGAAAUCCCGAUCUCGACGACUGCGAAGGUGAGCAUUGAGGAUCUGCAGAUAAUCGGGAAGAAGCGACAUCUUCUGAUCGGCAAAGGGAACGCCUUACCCCCAGCGGCCAAGGGCGUCGUGUGCGAUAUCGAUGUUGGAAACGCGAAACCGAUCGCACUGCGAACCCGGAAAGUGGCCACGCGAUUUCGCGAAAAGGUCGCAGGCCUGAUCAAGGGCCUCCUGGCAGCCGAGAUCAACCGACCCUCGACAUCGCCAUGGGCGUCACCGAUCGUGAUUGUUCGCAAGAGUAACGGUGUGGAUAUCAGGUUGUGCAUUGACUACAAGUUGUACUGUUCGCUGUAUAUGGCCAGCGGCUUCUGGGUCGUUCCCAUGACGGAUCGGGCUCGCGAGAUCUCAGCAUUUAUCACCCCGUUUGGAUUAUUCGAAUGGAGUCGCAUGCCUUUUGGCCUAAAGAAUGCCCCGCAGAUUUAUCAACAUCUCGUAGACAACGCGCUGUAUGGUUUUUUGAAGAUCUCGCGAUCCGGUGACGCUGGGGCUACAACGAACGUGUUCCGGACAGGGGUCGCGGACGAUCCUGAUCUGGAAGAUCUGUUGGAAGCUUGUGAUAAGCGGAAUUUGUCGAUCGGUGUAGCCAAGAGCUUUGGGGGCAUGGAUAAGGUAGGAUAUCUGGGACACCGAGUGUCGAUCGGGGGUCUGGAGGCGAAGCCAAAAGAUCUGAAAUCCCUGGCCGAUCUAUCAUUCCCCGGAUCACUUCGAUCUAUGCAGUCGUUCCUGGGUAGUUUGAAUUACUACAGCCGAUUCAUUGAAGACUACGCUAUCUACGCUUCGGUGCUCUAUGAGUUGCGCAAGGUGGAGUUUGCAGAACUGGAGAAACGAUCGGAUCUGAGGAAGAUCAUGGACCAGAACGAUGAGAUCACGACCCACCGGAACGGAAGUUGA